Messenger RNA from Danio rerio (zebrafish), 945 nucleotides. It is a transcript of the gene or62c4, whose product is annotated as odorant receptor, family 62, subfamily C, member 4. The record is from RefSeq and is marked provisional. Gene Ontology annotation, biological process: G protein-coupled receptor signaling pathway; signal transduction. Lineage: Eukaryota; Metazoa; Chordata; Actinopteri; Cypriniformes; Danionidae. Gene Ontology annotation, molecular function: olfactory receptor activity; G protein-coupled receptor activity. Gene Ontology annotation, cellular component: membrane; plasma membrane.
AUGCAGUCACUGUGGAAGAAUGAGUCCAGCGUCUCAGUCUUUACACUCUCUGCUCUGAGUGAAACAAUGGAGAACAGAUAUGUUUUGUUAACUUUCACCGCAUUGUUUUAUCCUCUGGUUGUCUUCUGUAAUGUAACUGUGAUCCUGACUAUUUUCUUACAUAAGAAGCUUCAUGAACCAAUGUAUGUGUUUAUAUGCAAUCUAUGUGUAAAUGGGGUUUAUGGCACUUCUGGAUUCUACCCUAAGUUCAUGUAUGAUUUGUUAGCCCAGGAUCAAGUGAUUUCUUAUGCUGGAUGUAUGAUACAGAUACUUGUCAUUUAUUCAUAUCUUAUUUGUGACUUCUCAACACUAACCGUGAUGGCGUAUGACAGGUACGUGGCAAUAUGUAGACCACUGGAGUAUCAUUCAAUAAUGACUAAUCAGAAAAUUUUUAAAUGUAUUCUUUUCUGUUGGCUGCCUGCGAUAUUUUCCAUCUCUUUUCUGAUUUUAUUGCUAGUUAGGCUGCCUUUAUGUGGCUCUACUAUCGAAAAGUUAUAUUGUGAGAUUUGGGCAGUGGCGAAACUUUCAUGUGUUUCUACAACUGUAAAUAACGUGUUUGGGUUCAUUGUUAUUCUUACUUAUUUUGGGCAUGCGGUGUUGGUGUUUUGCUCGUACAUCUACUUAAUGAGAAAGUGCAGGAAAUCAAUAGAGGACAAGAACAAAUUCAUACAAACAUGUGUGCCGCACAUUCUCGCAUUGAUGAAUGUGACAAUUGCCAUGUUGUUUGAUGUACUGUUUACUCGCUAUGGCACAAAGAAUGUGCCACAAAGUCUGCGUAACUUCAUGGCCAUGGAAUUCCUACUAGUACCACCCAUUUUAAACCCUCUCAUUUAUGGGCUAAAAAUGAAAACAGUACGCCAGGAAAUUAUUAACAUGUUUUUCAGGAAAACAACAGAGAAUAUCUAA